ACUAAAUUAUUUAUUCUUUUUUAUAAACAUAUAAAAGAUACAUUGCCAUUCUUGCAAUAUUACGGCUACGGCUAGUCUUUGCUAUAGGAUGGUGACCUCCUAGGGUAGGUUCUUGGCUGUAAACACUCAGUCGAUGAGCAGGCUGUAAAUAGCUGGGAUUACACUGUAAAUAGGUGUAAACAGACCGCCCUGGCCGGUCUUGGCAGUAAGUGGUGCUAUAAAAGAAAAUACAAGGCAUACCAUUGAAGACUCACUAAAAAUUCUUGAGUGUAGUGCAUCUGCUUUGAAAAAAGUAGUUGCUUAUAUUAAAAAUGCCUCAUUGAAAACAUUUAAAAAACUGAAGGUUUAUUCAAUAAAAAUAAUCUAGACACAGGUCACUCUGAGUGAGAUGUCUCUGUAUGACAAAAAUUACUGGAAGUUUAUUGAAAAAAGGUCUGCUAAAUUACCAACGAACCGGAAUGAUCGACUUUGUUUUGUUCAGUAUCUUGAACUUUUAGCAACUUUUUUUGAUGGCAUUCUUACAACACAACAGGUGCAAAAACAACUAGUAAAAGAAAACCUUGGGCUCGUUGAAUUAAUGGACCAUCUGUCGAAUCAAUUAGCAAAGAAGCAAAUAUUCUUCUAGAGUGAUACAGGCUCCAA
Mucor mucedo is the source of this 642-nucleotide messenger RNA. RefSeq lists its product as uncharacterized. The coding region runs from base 389 to 625 and encodes 78 amino acids. NCBI's taxonomy places the organism in Eukaryota, Fungi, Mucoromycota, Mucoromycetes, Mucorales, Mucoraceae. The transcript is spliced from 3 exons. The record is from RefSeq and is a predicted model, not a curated record.